Molecule: messenger RNA, 2214 nt
Organism: Alternaria burnsii
Lineage: Eukaryota; Fungi; Ascomycota; Dothideomycetes; Pleosporales; Pleosporaceae
Product: mfs general substrate transporter
Exons: 6
Coding region: 1-2214 (737 amino acids)
Biological process (GO): arachidonate secretion; transmembrane transport; phospholipid metabolic process
Cellular component (GO): membrane
Molecular function (GO): transmembrane transporter activity; A2-type glycerophospholipase activity
Source: RefSeq, a predicted model, not a curated record
AUGAGGUGCCCCAUUCUCGCCACUGUCCUCGGCCUUGCGUCGCUUGCCGUAUCUGCUCCUGCAGCACUUGUUUCGCGCCAGGCGUCUCUCGAGCAGGUCACAGACAGCUAUGUGUUCGACAUCUCCAUCGACGAGUUCAUCACAAACCGUAAUGCAAAGAACCCUCCUGAGUUAGAUUGGUCCAGUAACGGGUGUACUGCGAGUCCAGAUAAUCCGUUUGGAUUUGACUUCAUAAACUCCUGCUACCGCCACGACUUUGGCUACCGUAACUUCAAGGCGCAAGACCGCUUCGAAGCAAACAAGGCGCGAAUCGACGAUAAUUUCAAAACGGACAUGUUCAAUCAGUGUGCGAAUGAGUCAGCCAAGGCUCCUGGUUCCUCAGCUUCAGUAAACACAACGAUGUCGCCGGAAGAAGCUGAGGAAUUACAUGCCGUGGAUGCGCGAUUGCACAAGAGCACGCUGAGAAAGUUGGACUGCUUGUUGCUUCCGUUUCUGGCGCUGCUGUUCUUGUUUAAUGCGCUCGAUAAGUCGAAUAUUGGAAAUGCAGAAUCUGCGCACUUUACGGCGGAUGUCGGACUAGAUAAAGGUGCGCUGAAUACCGCUGUUGCGCUCUUCUUCGCCUUCUUCGUUACAUUACAACCCGUCGGCGCGGCGCUGGGAAGAAGAUAUGGCAUGGUGCUCUGGGUACCUAGUUGCAUGAUUCUUUGGGGAGUAUGCACAGCGUUGCAUGCGUGGGUACGGCAUAGAUGGCAGCUUUAUACGUUGCGCAUACUCAUCGGUUGUCUUGAAGCGGGAUUCUACCCAGUCACCGUCACAUAUCUCUCCCUCUUCUACACACGAUUUGAGUUCGGCAGACGGCUCUCAUUCUUCUACGGUCAGGCAGCUGUCGGCGGUGCUCUCGGUGGCCUUAUAAGCUACCUUGUCUUCUCCCACUUCGGGAAUGAUGAGGGAGGCUCGGACAAAGAUUGGCGACCGUGGCAGGUGCUGUUUUUACUCGAGGGCAUACUCACUAUCGUCGUGGCAUUCAUCGGAUACUUCUGGCUACCACACAGCAUAGAAACGGCAUGGUUUCUGACACCCGAGGAACGUCAGUAUGCAUCGGCGCGUGUUGUGAGAGAUCGAGACAUACAGAAUGCGCCUGCGGCCGCUCAAGAAGACGAGCACGAAACGGAAGAUACCUACGACGAGGAGUCCCGAGGCCUUCUUGACUCGUCCAAGCAUUCAACUUCCACAAUCACACCAACACGACAACUGGUGGAUGACCGUGGACUCAGUCCCCACGAUAUACUAUCCGCAGUCUUCAACACCAAGAUUUGGCACAUUCUAGCCUGCAAUGUCCUGUCCGCCAUCCCGGUCUAUGCCUUCUCCGUCUUCCUCCCGCUCGUACUAGCACCUCUGACCGAGGAUGCGAACCCUGCGCUCAUCAACUUGCUCACUGCGCCGCCACAUAUCUGUGGAGCCAUCGUACUAUACUUCGCCGCUAGCUAUAGUGACAAGCAUCGCAUACGCCUCAAGCCGAUCAUGUUGGGUCUGCUCAUCAUGGUAGCGGGUUUGGUUCUCGUGGUUUUGCUCCCAAGCUCGUGGGCAGUACCCCGCUACGUCGCCCUUAACAUCCUCCUCUCUGGCACCUACAUUGCUUCCCCACUCACUGUAGCCUGGAUAUCUGGUAACACACCAUCACCCGGCAAGCGCGCAUUGCUCCUCGGUAUCAAUGGCUGGGGCAAUCUUGCUGGAGUAAUCUCCGCCAUUCUGUUCCGACCAAAAUAUGCCGCGGGUGGCUAUAUUGUGCCUUUUUGGUGGACACUUGCGUCCGUUGCAUUAGCAGCUUUCGGAUAUGUGUUUUUCUACAGACGUUUGAAAGUCGAGAACGAGACAAGACAGGGCGUUUUGCUCAAUGACAUGGCGAAUGUGACCAUACCCGAUGACCCACAAUACCACUCCUGGAAGCCCGAGCCGUUGUCUCGCGGUACGUUUUCCAUACUUUCGUCCUCGCUCUUAACGAUGAUCCUAUGUGUCUGGACAGCUGUUCAUUUGAACAUUCCCGAGCACAACAAAGCUAUUGCGCAAAUGUGGCGGAAGUUAGGCUGGAUGUUGAUAGCACUGUUUGCUCCAGAAUGGGUAACUCGCACCACUCUAUGGCCUUCUGAACGAGUGCCGACUGAAGUAAGGUCGUCUGGACCGCUUUUCACCAGCACGUUGACGCAACAAGAAUAG